Messenger RNA from Aplosporella prunicola CBS 121167, 960 nucleotides. RefSeq lists its product as uncharacterized. The record is from RefSeq and is a predicted model, not a curated record. The transcript has a single exon. The coding region runs from base 97 to 675 and encodes 192 amino acids. NCBI's taxonomy places the organism in Eukaryota, Fungi, Ascomycota, Dothideomycetes, Botryosphaeriales, Aplosporellaceae.
CACCUUACCUACCCACCUUACCCACGCACCUUACCUACCCACCUUACCCACGCACCCAGCCACGCGCGCGCGUGGACGUGGACUGGGUACGUACAUAUGUGCUGGAUACAUACACAUGGGCGCUUACGCUUACGCCUAGGCUUGCGCUUGCGCGCGAGCAAGCCAGAGCGCUGGUACAGUCUAGGUACGUACGUGGUAAUCUUAUUUCUGAGGCGGAUGGGGAUGAUGAGGGUUCUUAGUGCUCGUGUGGCGAGGGAGGGGGGUGCUAUGUAUGCUUGUGUGUAUGUAUGUAUGUACGUAUGGAUGUAUGCUUGUAUGUACGUAUGUGUGUAUGUAUGUAUGUAUGUAUGCAUGCACGCAAGCAUGCACCUCCGUAUGCACCUAUGUAUGCACGCACGCGUGCGCCGCCGCCGCCGUCUUAACCUCCUGAACCUACCGCCCGUGGGCGGGCGGCCGCGCGCUAGCUAUGACUUACGACUGCGACUACUACGACUGCGACUACUACGACUGCGACUACGACUGCGACUACGACGCACACACAGACAGACAGAGACAGGCCUGUCUUGUCUCGUCUUGCCUCGCCGCGCACCGCCCUCCCUACCCACACCCACACGCAGCAUGCGCCGUCCCCGGCCACAGCCACAGCCACACCCCGGCCCCCGCCCCCGCCCCUAGCAACCCACCCACCUACAGAAGGACGCAAGCCCACGCGCCCGCCCGACCCGCCAUCCCAGACACGCACACGCCUACACACCUAGACACGGCGCGCACAGCGGCACAGCGGCGCAGCGCGCUCUCGCUUCCCGCGAAGCACGCCUGCAUCCGCACGCAUCGUCGCGUGCGUGCGUGCGUGCGUGCGUGCGUGCGUGCGUGCGUGCGUGUGCGUGUAUGCGUGUGCGUGUGCGUGUAGGCUUUUUGCGCGCGCGGCUACCUAGGUACGUCGGCGACGCAGUGGCGGCA